GUGCGCGGGAAGCGCGUGACUGGACUGCGCCUAUUGGAGCGGGGAGAGGAGGCUGAGCCACGCUCCGAGUACAAUAAGCACAUCCCGGUGCUCAGCACACUCACAGUCUUCUGCACGGCGAGGCAACAUUAUUCGCUUUUAUCCCAGUCGUCUUUCGCUUAUAUAACACUUUGUUUUGGACAUAAUUAUCUCGAAAACGUUUAUGGAAAACCGAUAGGAAAAAGGUCUGGAAGAGAAGAGCACCUGUCCGGUUCUCUGUUUUACUGUCUCUAUCUCUUCCACACAAUCCCCGCUAAGCGUUUUCACACACUGAGAGUGGACAAAACUUUUUCCAGGUCUAGAGGUUUAUGGAAAAAUGAUGGCAGAAUCUCUCAAAAAUCUCACACAUUAGAGUCUUCUCACUUGACCCACUCGUUACACCUCUCCCCUCUUUCUGCACUUCUGAAGAACAGCAGAAUGGAUGAGCAGCGAUGCACACUUCCACCUCCUCUUAAGACAGAAGAGGAUUAUAUUCCUUAUCCAAGUGUUCAUGAGGUGCUGGGACGUAAAGCCCCGUUUCCUCUGAUUCUGUUGCCACAGUUUGGUGGUUACUGGAUUGAGGGGACCAAUCACGAUCUCAGUACCAUCCCAGCGCAAGUGGAGCCACCUCCAUGUCCAGCCUCCCAGAUGAAACUGGAGAGCAAUAGCAUAGCCAAAAUCUACAGGAAACAUUUUUUGAGCAAGGAACAUUUUAAUUAUUACUCUGUGGACUCAGUGCUGGGCCACCUUGUCUUCUCAGUGAAGUAUGACGUGAUUGGGGACCAAGAGCACCUUCGCUUACUGCUUAGGUCAAAGUUUAAAACCUACCAUGAUGUGAUACCCAUUUCCUGUCUGACUGAGUUCCCCAAUGUGAUUCAAAUGGCAAAGCUUGUUUGUGAAGAAGUGAACGUGGACAGAUUUUAUCCAGUCCUUUACCCAAAGGCUUCCAGACUAAUCGUAACCUUUGAUGAGCAUGUUAUAAGCAACAACUUCAAAUUUGGAGUCAUCUAUCAGAAGUUUGGCCAGACCUCAGAAGAGGAGCUCUUUGGGAACAACGAGGAGAGUCCAGCCUUUAUUGAGUUCCUGGAGUUUUUGGGGGAGAAGAUUGAGCUACAUGACUUUAAAGGGUUUCGUGGUGGUCUUGAUGUUACACAUGGUCAGACUGGAACUGAGUCAGUGUAUCACAAUUUCCACAACAAGGAGAUUAUGUUCCAUGUGUCCACCAAACUACCCUUCACUGAAGGAGACUCACAGCAGCUGCAGAGGAAGAGGCAUAUAGGAAAUGACAUUGUGGCUAUUGUGUUUCAAGAGGAAAACACACCAUUUGUGCCAGAUAUGAUUGCAUCCAAUUUCCUGCAUGCUUAUGUGGUGGUGCAAGUGGAGAAUGCCUGCACAGACAACGUCAUUUACAAGGUAUCAGUGACUUCGAGAGAUGAUGUGCCCUUCUUUGGGCCUUCUCUCCCAGACCCAGCCAUUUUCAAAAAAAGUCCAGAGUUCCACGAGUUCCUUCUGACAAAACUCAUCAAUGCUGAGUAUUCCUGCUAUAAAGCCGAGAAAUUUGCUAAGUUAGAGGAGAGAACACGCUCUGCACUGCUGGAGACAUUGUAUGAGGAGUUAAACGUGAACAGCCAAUGCAUGAUGGGAAUGGGAGGAGAAGAUGAGAAACUGGAGAAUGGAGGAGGUGGUGGAGGUGGAGGUUUCUUUGAGUCCUUUAAGAAAGUAAUUCGCAAUCGGAGUCAAUCUAUGGAUGCUAUGGGUCUGAGCAACAAGAAGUCCCACACUGUCUCUACCAGCCACAGUGGCAGCUUUACUCAUAAUACCCCAGAUAUCCCCAAAACACCUGGAAUUUCUCUGAUCAUCCCUGGGAAAAGCCCGACCCGAAAGAAAUCAGGUCCAUUUAGUUCCAGGCGGAGCAGUGCGAUCGGUAUUGAGAAUAUUCAAGAAGUCCAGGAGAAAAGCAGUAGGGAGGUGUCUCCCUGCACGCAAAAGAUACCCGAUAGUGGCCAUGCCUUGCAUGAGCCUAAUACUGACAACUCUUCCAAUCACAGUUCACCUGAGAUGCCUACCACCAGGACCAGUUUGGCCCUGUGCUGUAGAGCCCCCUCCAUUCCAGAGUCUCACGAUCUAUCUCGGUCCUCAUCCAAUGCCAGCAGCUUCACAAGUGUGGUGGAAGAGAAUGACCAGGAAAAUGAAGCUACAGAAGACUAUGACACAGGGCUGGAAAGUCUGUCUUCUGCUGGUACACCACACAAACGGGACUCAUUUACAUACAGCAGUAGCUGGUUUGAUGAAAGUAUUAGCAGUACUAGCCAACGCAGCCAACCAGUCGUCUCUCGACAGCUGUCUGACCCCAUUCGGCCCAGAACAGAGAGACACUCUGCUUCAAACUGCUAGACUUUCUCCACAGAUGAAUGCCCAUCAGCAGAACUCCCAUAAGCAGAGUAAAGUGGCCCCUCUGGAGACCCAGUGCAGGACAGCUGUCAAUCAAACAGCCUGUAACUAAGAAUACUGUCCCUUGUACCAUUUU
Molecule: messenger RNA, 2545 nt
Organism: Silurus meridionalis
Lineage: Eukaryota; Metazoa; Chordata; Actinopteri; Siluriformes; Siluridae
Gene: rap1gapb
Product: RAP1 GTPase activating protein b
Exons: 24
Coding region: 457-2412 (651 amino acids)
Biological process (GO): regulation of small GTPase mediated signal transduction; activation of GTPase activity
Cellular component (GO): cytoplasm
Molecular function (GO): GTPase activator activity
Source: RefSeq, a predicted model, not a curated record